Cladophialophora psammophila CBS 110553 is the source of this 390-nucleotide messenger RNA. RefSeq lists its product as uncharacterized. The transcript has a single exon. Bases 1 to 390 code for a protein of 129 amino acids. The record is from RefSeq and is a predicted model, not a curated record. NCBI's taxonomy places the organism in Eukaryota, Fungi, Ascomycota, Eurotiomycetes, Chaetothyriales, Herpotrichiellaceae.
AUGGUCACGAUCACCGCAGAUGGCACUUCCACGGCGGCAAAGCCAGCCUUGAACAUUCCCCGGUCAUCGACAUCACUUACGGUCAAAGUCAUCGAUGUGGCGAACAUCUCCAAUGUCCCGGCAAGCGCACUCUUCACGCCUCCAGUGCCAGGUUACACAAUCGCGGCGCCUGCUCCAUCGUUUGUCUUUCUCCUAGAACAUCCGUCGGGUCAGAAAGUUUUGUUUGAUCUUGGCAUUCGCAAAGACUGGGAAAACCUCUCCCCGGCCACUGUCGAGCGGUUCAAGAAAUUGGGCCACAAGCCGAGCGCGGAGAAAAACAUCUCAGAAGUUUUGGAUGAAGCUGGCGUGGGCAAACAGAGUAUUAACGCUGUCAUUUGGAGGCGAGUUUGA